AUGGCAUUUGAAACAUUACCACAGACAAGCUCAAAAAAACGUCGAAUUAUGAUUAUAACUGGCGAUGAAAGUAUAAUUGAACAAAUUCAAAAUAAUAGUAAUCUAUCAUUAAUUAAAUCAGUUAUCAUUGAAUCGAAAGAUAAUGAUAAUGAAUUUUCUUAUUCAUCACUAAAAGAAAAAAAACAAAUACUAAAUCAGAGAAGACCAAAACAUGGUUCAUUAACUUGUGUUAUUUGUGGUUCACCAGCACUUGGAUAUAAUUUUGAUGCAAUUACAUGUGAAAGUUGUAAAGCAUUUUUUCGUCGUAAUGCUCUAAAAAAUCCCACAACAUUACAAUGUAGACGUAAAGGUGGUUGUGAGAUAACACUCGAAACACGACGACGUUGUUCAGCAUGUCGUCUAAUGAAAUGUUUUAAUAAUGGAAUGAAACCUGAACGAUUACAAAGAGCUGAAGAAAAAGCAGCAAAACGUUGUAUAAUAGAACAAAAUCGAAUUUUAACAUUACAAAAACAUGUGAUGAAUGAUGAAAUACAUCAAGUAUUACCAUCGACAUCUAUCGAUAAUUUGUCGACAUCAAAAGAAACAAAUCUUCUUCAUCUAACCGAUUUUACUCAAUUUCAAUCACAAACACUAUCACAAGCACGACGAACAUUACUUACUAACGAGGAUUUACGUCGUGUAGAAACUAUUCAAAAUUCAUAUAAACGACGUAUUGAACUCGCUGCUCGUGAAGGUCUCCCAUGGGAUCCAUCUGUAUAUGCAACAACUCUUUUACAACAUAUAAAUUCUCGUUCAGUACCAAUAAUGCGUCUUUUAACAUUUUUCAAACAAAUACCUGAAUUUAAUCAAUUAAAUGUUGAUGAUAAAGUUACUUUAAUUAAAUAUAAUCUUUUACCAUUGAAUAUUCUUAAUAGUACAUUAUCAUAUAAAACAGAAACCGAUGAAGUUAUGGAAACUGAUUCUGAUGUACCAUGGAAUUCAAGUGUAAUACAAAAAUUUCAUGGAAAUGAAAUAUAUUUGCGAAUAAAAAAAAUUUUUAAUUCAUUUGUACGUAUUGCACAAUAUGAUCAAAGAAUAAUUCAAUUAGCACUUAUUAUACUCAUAUUAACAAAAGGUUUUUCAACAGAUUCGGAUUUUGAUGAACCAAUUCUUAAUGAUGGUAUGGCUGUAUAUCGUGCACAAAAUUAUUAUACAGAAUUAUUAUGGAAAUAUAUGGAAACAACACAUGGUUUUGAAAAAUCUACAUAUAUAUUUAUUGAACUUGUUGUUCAUUUUAUAUCUUGGCAAACACUUGAAAAACAAUUACGACUUAAUCUACGAAAAGUAUUAUCACCAACAGAUAUGAAUGAAUUAUUACCAAUAAUGAGAUCAUUAUUACAUAUGUCAUAA
Messenger RNA from Rotaria sordida, 1389 nucleotides. Lineage: Eukaryota; Metazoa; Rotifera; Eurotatoria; Philodinida; Philodinidae. The record is from the annotation of a GenBank genome assembly.